This is a messenger RNA of Malassezia vespertilionis, 723 nucleotides long. RefSeq lists its product as uncharacterized. Lineage: Eukaryota; Fungi; Basidiomycota; Malasseziomycetes; Malasseziales; Malasseziaceae. The coding region runs from base 1 to 723 and encodes 240 amino acids. The transcript has a single exon. The record is from RefSeq and is a predicted model, not a curated record.
AUGAGCUCGCUCGUCCUAUCGCUCCCGGUCGUAUCCCCACUAGCUACACGUGUACUAGAGCUUUCUGGCUUCUCACCACUGCUGCGCACACACGAUUUGUAUGCAGUGGUGCGCGAUGCUGGCGCCGAAGAAGGCAGCAUUCGCGUCAAAUGGCACAACGACACGACCGCGUACGUGGUCUUCCAGGACCCUAGUGUAGCGAAGCUUGUAUAUAUACGACUCGUAUGUGCACCGCCAGCGCUGCUCUUGUCUACAUACCUGGGGGAAGACGACGCGGGCACGGCACCCCCAAACGCCCCCCAAAACAGCAGCGCUGCGUCCCACGCCAGCGCACAGCUGCUCCAUACCUAUGCCGCCGUUCGGCCAUGCCGCGGCCAAGAAGCAGAUUUGCUUAUUGCGGCGGUUGGAAUGUCCGUGCCGGAACGGCGGCCGUACGCAAUCUCUCGCACGUGGGAUACGCCCACAGCGCCGGAUCGUGGCCAUCCGAACGAGCGCGGUUUUGGCCACCGCAGGCUGGCAAGCGGUGCAGCGCUACCAAACAAGCCGAUGCACACGCCGGAAGCAAGCGGCGCGCCUUUGGCCUCUGCGAGCCGCAGGGCAUCUAGCCACAAGGCGCAGAGUACUGCGAGACGCAGUCCCGAUCAUGCGCAUGCGCUGCGUACAUCGCCCCACAAUCAUAGCCUGGGGCCGGGUACGAGCCCCAGUGCCAUAGCCCGGACGUAG